Passer domesticus (house sparrow) is the source of this 1013-nucleotide messenger RNA. RefSeq names its product endonuclease domain-containing 1 protein-like. The record is from RefSeq and is a predicted model, not a curated record. Gene Ontology annotation, molecular function: nucleic acid binding; metal ion binding; hydrolase activity. The coding region runs from base 174 to 1004 and encodes 276 amino acids. The transcript has 3 exons. NCBI's taxonomy places the organism in Eukaryota, Metazoa, Chordata, Aves, Passeriformes, Passeridae.
GGCUUCUCAGGAAAUGUAACAACUGCCUCUCCCUGGAGAGCAUAUAAACCCAGAGAGUCUGAGACUGCAGCAGAGGCAUUGGAGACUCCUCUGCCACUCAAGGGGCUGCGAGCAGAAUCCUGUGCCACUCCUUCUCACGGGGAGAAAGAGCCCUUCACUGAAAUCCUCCCACCAUGCUGGGGCUGCUGCUGCUGCAGGUGUUGGCCAGCUGCCUCUGGCUGGGACACAGCGAGGUGGUGAAGAAUUUUGAAACUUGUCCUCAGUUCUUCUAUGCAGGGACAACUCCAAAUGAUGCCCUGAAUCCAAAGAAGCCAGCCUGGAUCUGUCAGCGCUUCAGGAACUUGUAUCACUAUGCCACCCUGUACGACAGAGUCAGGAAAAUUCCAGUGUACUCUGCUUACAAAUACCAGCCUGUAGAAAAGAAGAGACCUCAAGGAUGGUGGUUUGUUGAGCCUCAGCUCAUAGAUGAAAAUCUAAAUCUUAAAGAUAUGGAAACAGAGUCACUCCUCAUAAAACAACACAAGAUCACCUUAGAUGAUAUCAAAGAGAGCCAGGCUGUCCUUGAUGACUACAGAGGACUGAAGGAUUUGGUGCACGGCCAUUUGAGUCCCAGUGGGCAUAUGGAUGAUACAGUGAGUAAAAUGGCUACCUUCACGCUCACCAACAUAGUGCCCCAAAAUAAGAGUCUCAAUGAUGGCCAGUGGAGGGUCUACGAGCAUAAAACAAUGUCUGAAAAUACCAAGGGCUGUACAACCACCUACGUGAUCACGGGUGCUGUAGCUGAGUACACCACCGUCGACGAAGAGAGGGUUAAGACACCCAGCCAUAUCUGGUCAGCUGCCUGCUGUCUGGUAAAUGAAGAGCCCAGGAAGGCUUGGGGGGCCAUCGCUGAGAAUGACAAGAACGAGGUAGAGGAGCUCAGCCUGGGGAAGCUGGAGGAGAGGUUGACCAAGCUCUAUGGUAGAACAGUUACUCUGUUCAACAAUGCCUGUCCUCGGAAAUAAGCCUCACAU